AUGUCGUUUUUUGAUGAACAUGCCCAGCGUUGCCAUCCAUAUUCUCUACUCCCGAGAUGCCUACACAAUCCGCUCCUCGUUCAACUUAUUGACUACGGUGUCACCAUCGAGAUGAUUGACUAUGUCACUCUUCAAACCAUCGAAACCGUUCGUAUUGAUGGCCAGCGAUCAGGAGCAGACCCCUCUCUGCGAAAUUUCAUCCAUCGUCUCGUCGAGCACGUCAAUGUUUCCGUUGGAACUUUGCUCACGACAGUGAUUUACUACGAUCGCAUACGUCCAAAACUAACUGAGGCUAGCGGAGCUCGGGGCGCAAGACAUCGACUAUUCCUUGCCACGCUUAUAGUGGCUUCAAAAUACCUAAACGAUUCCUCGCCUAAAACCCUUCACUGGCAGAAAUAUGCAAACAUCACAACGUUACAAAACGUCAACAUUAUGGAACGCCAGCUUCUAGAACUGCUUGAUUAUAAUCUUCGAUUCAACGAAGAGGAAGCGUGCCGCUACUUUGCACCUUUCAUGGCUCUCCGUGCCCAACGGGCUUCUACUCGGGCGAUUGCCGUGCACAAGGUCUCUAAGGCGAGUAGAGCAAGGGCUCAAGCACAGGCGGAUGCACAGGCUCGAACAAGUCAAACACAGAACGAGCAGCAAUACUCCUCCGAAGUCUCUUCCUUGCAGCCUCUUCCUAGUGAUUCUACUCUUAUGCCACCAGCUCUGGCUUCAGCGGUCAAGGAUAUUGUCAAGAAUCCUCAUCUUACUCGAAACUCUCUUGCCCCUCCUGUCAUGCACUACAGCUUGAGCUCUGAUUCGGCAUCGUCUUCCUCCUCUGACAUAGGAUCACUCAUUGACGAUACAGGGUCUUCGUCAGGUUCUUCUUCGGGAUGGAACACCUCGGAUUCAGAAUCGGACUCGGAGGAAGAGCGAUACAUUGAACCUCGAGUUUACUCAAACUCGUCCUUGGACUCCUACCCUGACCACUACCCCAACUCGAAUCUCUACAGAAGCGGUUUCCUUGUGCGACCUAUUCCUGCAUGCAAGCACAAAGACUCUCAAUUACAAAAUCGCUCCCGCAGACCCUCUGAUACUUCCUCCGUUCGAACUGUCACAGGAAUAACCCCAUCAUUUGACCACUCAUCAACUUCUCGUACCAGGCAUAUCUCAAAGCGAUCUGCCUCGAUCGUUAUUGGUAAUAUCAAUAACCUCAAGGAGAGCCCUUUGUCGUCAAGUAGCACGAUGCCUAGCAUUCCGCGAACUGGGUUGUCUGGGAACUUUUUGAGUCGUAUGUGGGGAGCUGCGAAGGCUCAGGCUGGUUGCCACGACAAAACGGGAGGUGGUGAUUCGGACUCUGAUAUUCAAAUGUCUAGCGCAUUCAGGCGUUUGGUACUCGCACCGUCAAGGUCCGCAAUGUCGAGGACCACGACUACGUCCUCUGUGAAUGUUUGAGCAGGAGUUUCUAUCAUUCACUGCUUCUGCGCAACGCUUCCAUGUUCAUCAAAACUUCAUCAACCCAAUCCUUCAUUCCCUUCCAUCGACACUCUUUCCAAUGAUCAAUAUGGACCUCUUUCAAAUGCUAAACUCGGACUACUGUACACAUUCCCAUCGCCGGAC
Marasmius oreades (fairy-ring Marasmius) is the source of this 1602-nucleotide messenger RNA. RefSeq lists its product as uncharacterized. Gene Ontology annotation, biological process: regulation of cyclin-dependent protein serine/threonine kinase activity. Lineage: Eukaryota; Fungi; Basidiomycota; Agaricomycetes; Agaricales; Marasmiaceae. Gene Ontology annotation, molecular function: protein kinase binding; cyclin-dependent protein serine/threonine kinase regulator activity. The coding region runs from base 1 to 1437 and encodes 478 amino acids. Gene Ontology annotation, cellular component: cyclin-dependent protein kinase holoenzyme complex; nucleus. The record is from RefSeq and is a predicted model, not a curated record. The transcript has 2 exons.